This is a messenger RNA of Dermochelys coriacea (leatherback sea turtle), 904 nucleotides long. It is a transcript of the gene BBIP1, whose product is annotated as BBSome interacting protein 1. The record is from RefSeq and is a predicted model, not a curated record. Bases 163 to 378 code for a protein of 71 amino acids. Lineage: Eukaryota; Metazoa; Chordata; Testudines; Dermochelyidae. The transcript has 2 exons. Gene Ontology annotation, cellular component: BBSome. Gene Ontology annotation, biological process: cilium assembly; receptor localization to non-motile cilium.
UGAGGCCCGUGAAUUACGACGUGACGACAGGACGCUGCCUCCGCGAGACGCGUCCCGUGCGGAUACGGGCCGCCCGCCGCCCGCCCAGGCCCUAGCAACGUGGGGGCGGGUCAGCCUCCGCCGGCAGCUUCUCAGGGGCCCGCCUCAGCGCCGGAAGCCGCCAUGCCUGAGGGCAAGUCCGUCUUCCGGGAGGUGCUGCCCAAGCAAGGGCAGUUGUCAGUGGAGGAUGUGGCUACCAUGGUGUUAUGUAAGCCAAAACUGUUGCCUUUAAAAUCUGUUACCCUAGAAAAGCUAGAGAAAAUGCAGCGAGCAGCACAGGAGACAAUUCGCCAGCAAGAAGUGGCACAGAAGGAGCAGCAGCAACAAAGCGAGCAAUAGUGUGCAUGAUGGCUCACCCCCUUUAAGAAAUAUUUCACCUAAAUAUUGUACCUUAGUUUGUGUAUAUUAAUCUAGCGAUGUUUGCUGUACAGUUAUUAAAAGAGUUCAGGAAUGGUAGAAGUCCAUACUAAACUUUCUUAGCUCAUGUCUUAUAUUGUACAUAUUAUAAAUGUCUGUAGAGUUUGCUUAAGAGGAGUUUGUUAUUAUGCUUACUACCUUCUCUGUAGUUGGGGCUUUCAGCUUCUCAGUUUUUUUUUUAAGUGUCAUAAUUGUGCUGGCUUUAAAAAAAAAAAAAAAAAAGCCCCAUGAAGAGUCUGUCCCCCUCAACUUAAUCUUUUUUUUCCCCCUCUGUAAACUAUUUACUGUAGUUCAUUACUUGAGGCUGGAGAUGUAUAGUUAACACUUCUGAAAUGUUACAAAUCUUGCCUGGCUGUUCUGGUCUAGGUAUUAUAUUAGAGCAGCAGCUCUGCUAGAGGUUAAAGCAUUGUUUACUGUUUAAAGCAUUACAUAAGUGCUCUACAAUCCA